AUGGUCACCGGUAAAUCCCAGCCAGCUGUUGAACCGGUCCAGCUGCCCAUCUCUUCGCCUGAACCCGUUGGCGCCGGCUCCCCACCCUCAAAGCGAGACCUCGCCUCGUGGUGGAGACAGUUCAAGCGAAAUUCGAGGAAAGAUGAUCUGAAAGAAUCUCCGCGGGGCAUCUUUGGAGUACCGUUGAAUGAAAGCAUCAAGUACGCGAAUGUUGCCAUUUCUCUCACUAAUGAACAUGGCGAAAAUUUCAUUUAUGGAUAUGUUCCUAUCGUGGUUGCGAAAUGUGGAGUCUUUCUGAAAGAAAAAGCGACGGAUGUGGAAGGAAUCUUCCGACUUAAUGGAUCCGCAAAACGAAUUAAGGACCUUCAAGAGCUUUUCGACUCACCGGAGCGAUAUGGAAAAGGCUUGGAUUGGGAAGGAUACACCGUUCACGAUGCCGCCAACGUGCUACGCCGCUAUCUAAACCAAUUACCCGAACCCAUCGUACCCCUCGAAUUCUACGAGCGCUUCCGAGAGCCUUUACGAGUGUAUCAAAAACAAGUGCAAGAGGGAUCUCAGGUAGCAGAAGCAGACAAGUUCGAUCAUGCUAAGGCCGUGUCGACGUAUCAGCACUUGAUCUUGCUCCUGUACAUUCUCGAUCUCCUCGCUGUUUUCGCAUCCAAGUCAGAACAGAACCGAAUGACGUCGGCCAAUCUUUCCGCCAUUUUCCAACCCGGCAUGCUCUCCCACCCACAACAUGAUAUGUCCCCGGAAGAGUACAAGCUCAGUCAAGACGUCCUGAUCUUUCUGAUCGAGAAUCAGGAUCACUUCUUGGUGGGAAUGAACGGUACCAAAGCCGAUGAGCAGACCAUCAAGGAGGUUCAAGCUGGCAUUCAGCCAAAAAUUGUGGUACCCUCCGGACAAUCGAUCGGCGGCACUAAGUCGGCUGGCUCAACCAUCAGACGGUCAGCCUCUAGCGCCAGCGCGAGCACGGAGAGCCAUCGAAAGUUGGAUACACUUCGUCGCAAUGCUUCUGUCUCGUCCCGCAACUCACGCAAUUCGCGUACCUCCAAUACGAUCCCUAGCCCCGGAACACCUACUUCGAUCUCUGGCAGUGUACAUCGCAGCAACACCCUUCCCUCUAAAAUGGGUCCUGCAGUUGCCACUGCGCGUCAUGCACGGGCUGUUGAGGCCGGGUCAGCUAAUCCAUCCACGCUCUCUGUUUCGCAUGGCAGUUCACGCUCGACAAGCCGAGCGCCUUCCGUGCGAGAAGAGCCAGAGCCAAAGGAAGAGCAGAAGACUGAGCAAAAGCCCGAGCAAAGAAGCACACAGCCUGUGCCAGCAACAUCGUCAACAGGACCAACAUAUGUUCAUACUUCCACUCAUGGUCCUAUCCCCGUCGCUGCCGCCGCUCACUUGAGUAUCACCGAUCUCCCUCACCCGCAUGAAAAUCUCGACACUCCCACUCCUACAUCCCCACCGCCCCCUCGAGUUGCGACGCCAAAUCGAGAGCGCAAGCUCUCCAAUCUUUUCAGCAAAUCCCCUCCACCUGCAGAUCGUGAGCAUAGAGAACCACGGCAACCCAACCGUCUUAAAAAAAAGCGGAUCCCAGGAAGUGCCAGCGUCAGUGCCCAAAGCUCUUCCAACUCCCUUCAUGGACCAUCUUUCGAACCUCCUGCCGACAUGACUGCAGAGGCCAAUCGCGAGCCACAAUCAAUAGAGGCAGCAUUCGGAGAGGCUACUCCCAGGCCUCCCAAUGCGGCUAUCUUGAAUAACCGCGAAGCAGCAUCAGAAUCCAACCCAUUCUUGGUUGAUCCUGCCGGAAAUCACACUGAAAGUUCUUUGCGACCUCAUCAGUCGCGCACACCCUCGAUGAACUCUCGAUCAUCAUUCACCGACGCGUCUGAUUUAGACCAGCCUGAAGAUGGUAGUCGUGCUGACCGUCGAGAUCACCGGCGAAGCUGGCGCUUCCAUCGCUCUGCGAAGCGUAGCAGUGAACAUGUCGGACUAGGCCUAGCAUCUCCCCCGCUAGGAGCAACCCACCCAGAACUUGAACAAAGCACCAGUUCAAUUGCCAGUGGUGGACAUACAAGCAAUGAUCCCUCUAGUCAGCCUAUCAGCUUGGAUGCUGGCAUCCAAGCCGGUUCAAUAUCAAGUGCUGAGCCCGAGAGGAGGAGUCUCUUUGGUAAAUUCAAAGCCAAGGUGGCUCAGGUUCGAGAUGGGGUCCGUGAUGAUCGAGAGCGAAUGAAGAGCCCUACUCCGCUUGACAGUGGAUCAUCGACUCUCAGCCAACAACCUCUUUCUCCGACUAUUAACCAGACCAAUGGCAAGCCUUCCGGUGAUGUGCCAAGUGAUCCUCCCAAGGAGGAACCAUCGCGUUCUCCAUCAUCACCUCUGCCAGGUGCCGGUCUUCCCCCUCCAAUUCCAGAAGAACCUCACAGCCCUGAGUUGGUAGCUGCUGUUCCUGCUGUCGAUGCCCCAAAGGAAGACUCUGCACCGGCGGCAGAAUCCAAGCCGAUGGAGCCUUUACCUGUCUCUGAACUACCGCUCAAAGACACAGCAACUGAGAAAGAAGUAUCAAACUAG
Penicillium malachiteum is the source of this 2565-nucleotide messenger RNA. RefSeq lists its product as uncharacterized. Gene Ontology annotation, cellular component: cell cortex. The transcript is spliced from 4 exons. Lineage: Eukaryota; Fungi; Ascomycota; Eurotiomycetes; Eurotiales; Aspergillaceae. Gene Ontology annotation, molecular function: GTPase activator activity. Bases 1 to 2565 code for a protein of 854 amino acids. Gene Ontology annotation, biological process: regulation of fungal-type cell wall organization; activation of GTPase activity; signal transduction. The record is from RefSeq and is a predicted model, not a curated record.